AUAAAUCGUGGUAUUAAAAAAAAAGAUACCCCUUGAACUUCCAAAGAGCUUCCUAGGAAUAGCAAAACCUAAUAUAAAAUAACAAUACAACAGCAAAAUAUUUAGCCCAGGCUACUCUCGGAUACAAUAUGUAUUGUUAGUCUAUUGCAGUUUUUACUUGAUGAAUCCCUUGCGCACCGUUUUUGUGUGUUUCGUGUAAGAUGAGCUCGUACGUAGCAAACAACAUUUUCAAGGAGCACACGCACGAGGCAUCCUCCUUUAACACCAUGAAUAGUUUUGGCAGUUAUGUCUCUCUCUCUUCCCUCCAUCAAGCCAAUUAUGCCUAUAACGGAGGUCUUAAUUUCAACGGAACAUUCACCUCCUCUGAUUCCACUGCGAACUCUCUGAAACUAGAAGAGAUGGAAACUAGCCUGCGAGGCAAUACGGACACUCAACCUCCACCACGACUACAGUCUUGCUCAGCUGCGAGCUCCCGGAACUCCGUGCAAAACUGCCUUCGUGAUGGGAUACUGAGCAAAGGAACUGGAAGGCCAAUGGAAGUGGUCGAAAACCCUAUGACUGAAGAAAACGCAAUCAAAGUCGAAACUAUGCAACCUGUGAAAUGUCAAAACCAUUCGAAGAAGCACCAAGACAGUCAACAGCAACCGCAGAUUUUUCCCUGGAUGACAAAACUACACACGAGCCACGAAUCAUCUGACGGUAAACGCUCUCGAACCAGUUACACCCGCUUCCAGACUCUGGAGUUGGAGAAAGACUUCCAUUUCAACCACUACCUCGCCCGUCGCAGGCGCAUUGAGCUCGCCAAUUCCCUCUGUCUGAACGAGAGGCAAAUAAAAAUUUGGUUCCAGAAUCGACGUAUGAAGUGGAAGAAGGAUUCGAAACUGAAAUUAAAGGACUCAAUAUAAACAUGGAGUUGAUGACUGAUCUGGAGACGAACUGCUAAGAGAAGUACUCAGAGGGAGACCAUUAUUCGAAACGUGAAGGCCGUUUUCAUAAAUCAGCACUUGUGUUACGGACUAUUACAUUAUUAGCAUAUUACGUGUUUGUAACUUUACAUGUGGACUUUUAUUCUUUGCUUGAUGGGUGUAAAAAUGGAAGGAAAAUAUUGAACAAAAAUAUAGUCAUGUGUUGUCUAAAUGUAAAGAUUGUGUAAAGACCUUUGGAAGUCUUAGGGAGGAGCUGACUAUAAGGCCACUCCCUCUUUCAUGUUUCAAUGCAAAUACAUGAACAUUCUGCCUAUUCUUUUAUCCUUGAGAUAAUAAUUAAGAACAUGUCAGUGAGUGAUACUGAGUGGUAAUACAAUCAUAACGAGAAGACCUAACUGUUCAUGUGUCUUAUAAUGACGAACAUUUUUUAUUUUAUUAAAUGUCUUAAAAUUCGUAUUUGGGCGCUGAGUGACUUUGUUGUAUUCGGGUUUACAGCAAACAGACGGUUGACUUUUUGAACUAUGGAUUAUGUCCAACCAAAUAUGUAAGACUUUCAUGAUGGUAUUUGAGGACAGCACCCAUACCUAUAGGCCUACCAUUCCAUGUCUUAUAUAUAUGUUCGCAGUUGUCUGAUCCAAUCGAAACAGUGUACGUAUUGAAUACUCUGCCACCCCCAUAGAUGCACAAUAAUUGCAUAUGUACAGAAGGCCUAUUAUACAAUUGCCCGAAUAAGCUUGUGAUUCAAACAAAACGCUUACAGGUGUUGAGAAAACGUUUGCAUAAACCUCCCAUACCGUAUUACCAGCACAUUCGUGUCGCACUUUUAUAUCAUUACACAUGUACAGGCACUUAGUAUUAAGAAAUAGAUUCGAGGUCCCACACGUCUAUUUAAAACAUUUACAGUAGGCCUAUCAAUCCCUGACAGACAAACGCAUGCACAUACACGUUUAAGCCCCCAGUAAAACUGUAUUACUGUGUUUCCACCUCUCCACCACAGAUAUGAAAUGGUUCCUGUUUUAACAGGAUAGAGCCAGAGAGCAUAGCUAGCUGCUUGUAAAUUCCUAUGGGCUGAGAUGUAUAAGCUAACUUUCUCCAUAGGCCUAGCCACUCACAGACUUGGCUGUUUCAGUGGCCUUACUCACGGACCAAAUGUAAAGCUAUGGUUAUGAAAUAUGUUAGAGUAUGCUAUAUGUUUAUAUUCAGUCUAUAUCAAAACGUUGUUUUUUUUAAAGCUAACAAAAAACGGUUUAUUAAUAUAGCUUUAAGUAGAUAUUUGAUCAUGUGAGUGAAUAUUGUAAGCUAGUGUAGUAGACAAAACCAUAAGUUGAAACACAGCUAUGCAUUGACCUGUAUUUGGCACACUGCUGGCCUAACUAUUGACACGUAUUAUAACAAGAUGUCUUAACAAAACAAAAAUCUAGUUCCAGGGAAAAGGAUUAAUCAGAUGCCUUUUCCUGUAGGAAAUGUUGCCCCAUAUGAAAAAUAGAUAUAUUUUCACUCACCUUGCAGAUUUGUAGCCUAGUUUCACUGCUAUAGAAAUACAACAGAGCAUGGGCUGCUUUCUCAAUGUCACUCUCGGGCCUAACCGUGCUACAUUGUUAUAUAGGGCUAUCGCAUUCCCCUUUUAGUGUCUCUUUCUUUUAGUAGUUUAAAGUUUGUAAUGUUAUUUAUGCCAAUUGCCUCGAGCAGGGCCUGUGAAUGGUGCACAGGGAGCACGUGGUGCCAUUAAAGUUGGGGUUUAUGGCCUGGAAAAACUGACAAACCUUCGAUAUAUACACAUCAUAUAUAAUCUUGUCCUGAAUCGCAGCUGCUGGCUUCUAUUACCUGAGGUAGAAAGGGCUUUGUCUCAGUUAGUGUGGAUUACCUUGGCCCGGACUAGUCCGUCUGUAGUGGUGGUGCUGAUCUCUCGGUCACAAAUGGAUCCUUAAAUACUCCAACAACAAUUGAGGACCGAGGCGGAAUGAAGGGGAGCAUGUAUGUUAAGAAGAAAUAAACACGUAUUGCUAUGCUGCCUGAAGAAUCGGAGCGGGUCCCUCGGUCGCCAUUAAGUUCCUUUCAGACUAUUGGAGGUGAUUCAGUGUGCUGUCAUAACGAGGCUGGUGGUCUCCUAAGUAGAGGAAGAAAUGGAAAAAGACAGAGAUGGAGGGAGGCGAGAGCGUUCACCAGCACCCAGCUAGUGUUGCUAGAGAAGGAGUUCUACUUCAGGCCCUACCUGUGUCCACCCCGCAGGCUGGAGAUGGCUGCAGGCGUGAGGCUCACCGAUCGGCAGAUCAAGAUCUGAUUCCAGAACCGACGCAUGAAACACAAGAAGGACCAUAAGGAGGACAGUGUCAUAGAGACUGAGACGCCAAACCAUCCUUCUCUACCACCACACACGUUGUCCUCCCUCAGCCCAAGGUUCUCUAUUGGUGUUGGGUACUCAGUUCUUGUCUGGUGAGAGCGCCUAAAUCUCCAACCCUCCUCUUCAUAGAUUAUGAUCGGACCCCUGCUCUGGUUGGUUUUAACAGUAGAAAUGACAGUGAAUGGUUUUGUGUUUCCUCCAUGGACCUUCCCCAUCUCACCACCAUACCUGCACCUGUCUCUUACUGUUGUAGACAGCAGUUGUUUGUCCACAGGUCUCUCAGAACCUUCCUCAGGGCACAAUGAUGCACACCUAUCCUCUUAUGACAUCAGUGCACGCUUCAAACGUCACGGCUGCCCCCUAGAGCCUCCUACUCACCUGUGAGAGUAGGCCACAACGCUAACACCUCGAUUGUGAGUCGAAGGGCUCAAUUCAAUCAAAGCAGCAUUGUAGACGUUACCUUUCAUUCAACGUUUUGAUAGCGGCUUCCUGAACAAGGCAUAAUUAUUACCUGUAGGGUAUCCUGAGUAUCCCUGGGACUAGGUUUCUAUUCCAAAGCAACCACUACUGCCCCAUCUGUUGCUAUUCUAUUAUACCUUGUGGCAGAUGUAACGCAUGAUGUACUGUACAUAGCAUACCAGUAAUCUUUUGGCAUAAUUGACCUGAUAUAGCUUAUAGCAAUAAACUCCUCAAAUACCUUC
Salvelinus sp. IW2-2015 is the source of this 3968-nucleotide messenger RNA. RefSeq names its product homeobox protein Hox-C5a-like. Gene Ontology annotation, molecular function: DNA-binding transcription factor activity, RNA polymerase II-specific; RNA polymerase II cis-regulatory region sequence-specific DNA binding. NCBI's taxonomy places the organism in Eukaryota, Metazoa, Chordata, Actinopteri, Salmoniformes, Salmonidae. Gene Ontology annotation, cellular component: nucleus. The record is from RefSeq and is a predicted model, not a curated record. Gene Ontology annotation, biological process: anterior/posterior pattern specification; regulation of transcription by RNA polymerase II.